UCUUUCGCACCACGCGUUGCCCGUGGUACGGAACCGGCAAGGAGAAGCAACGUCACAUAGCAGACGAACGACACAAAAUCGCGGCGUCCGUAGCGCAGAAAACCCCCAAGUGGUGCGGCGGAGCCCGAAGAAGCGAUUACAGCAGGAAAGAUGGCGGACGAUCCGAGCGCGGCGGACAGGAACGUGGAGAUAUGGAAAAUCAAGAAGCUGAUCAAAAGUUUGGAGGCAGCCAGAGGGAAUGGUACCAGUAUGAUCUCCCUCAUCAUCCCGCCCAAGGAUCAGAUCUCCAGAGUGUCCAAGAUGUUGGCAGACGAGUUUGGCACGGCCUCCAACAUCAAGAGCAGAGUGAACAGGCUCUCCGUGCUCGGAGCCAUCACCUCUGUACAGCAGAGGCUCAAACUCUACAACAAAGUUCCCCCUAAUGGUCUGGUGGUGUACUGUGGUACCAUCGUCACGGAGGAGGGCAAGGAGAAGAAAGUCAACAUUGACUUUGAGCCUUUUAAACCCAUCAACACCUCUCUCUAUCUCUGCGACAACAAGUUCCACACCGAGGCGCUGACAGCACUGUUGUCCGACGACAGCAAGUUUGGCUUCAUUGUUAUUGAUGGUAGCGGCGCACUCUUCGGGACCCUGCAAGGGAACACCAGGGAGGUGCUACACAAAUUCACCGUGGAUCUCCCCAAGAAGCACGGCAGAGGAGGGCAGUCUGCGCUGCGUUUUGCCCGUCUGAGGAUGGAGAAGCGGCACAACUAUGUGCGGAAGGUGGCGGAGACAGCGGUGCAGCUCUUCGUGUCCAACGAUAAGGUCAACGUGGCCGGCAUGGUGCUGGCCGGCUCUGCCGACUUCAAGACCGAGCUCAGUCAGUCAGACAUGUUCGACCCGAGGUUACAAGCGAAAGUGUUAAAGCUGGUAGACAUCUCGUACGGAGGAGAGAACGGCUUCAACCAAGCUAUCGAGCUAUCCGCAGAAGUGCUGUCCAACGUCAAGUUUAUCCAGGAGAAGAAACUCAUUGGGAGGUAUUUCGACGAGAUCAGCCAGGACACGGGGAAGUACUGCUUUGGCGUGGAGGACACCCUGAAGGCCCUGGAGAUGGGCGCCGUAGAGAUCCUCAUCGUCUACGAGAACCUGGACACCAUGAGAUACAUCCUGAGACUCCACGGGGCAGAGCAGAACAACAGCCCAGAGAAUGAUGAGAAAACCAUUUAUUUGACACCUGAGCAGGAGAAGGACAAGUCUCACUUCACAGACAAGGAGACAGGACAGGAGCACGAGCUAAUAGAGUGCAUGCCUCUGCUGGAAUGGUUCGCCAACAGCUACAAGAAGUUCGGAGCCACGCUGGAAAUUGUCACGGACAAGAGCCAGGAGGGAUCGCAGUUUGUCAAAGGCUUUGGUGGAAUCGGCGGGAUUCUGAGGUACAGGGUGGAUUUCCAGGGCAUGGAGUACCAGGGAGAUGACGAUGAAUUUUUCGAUUUGGAUGACUACUAGGUAGUCGGGGACUGACAUGGGGGAGACGAAAUAAAGAAAGAGAAUGGAUGAAGAAGAAAUUAAUUGAAGAAACGUGGAGAGCUAAAGAGAGCGAGAGAGAGAAAUAAACAAGUCUCUCAGUAGGGAGAGACUAUGGACCCCUUAUCAACUGCAAACACUCACACAGAUACACAUAUUUACAAGUACAUAUGCUGAAGAGGAGCGGCUGCCUGCCAAGCAUACGGAGAGGAAGAGAAAAGAGAGAGAACCCAGUCAUGAGUAACAAAGUUUAACGCCCCAGCCUUAGAAUACUCUGGAUUGAACUCGCCUUUUUAGUUCAAUGUAUCAACUUUUUGUUUAUUUGUUUUCUUUUUUUCUCUUUUAAAAAAAAAAAAGAUUAAAUAUUGCAACAGCACGUGCCCAAAAUACUCAUGACCCCCGCACCCACCACCACUCAUCUGGAAAAAUGUUGGACUUGCUCCUCUUAUACAGAAAUAUAUAUAUUAUAUAUUAUAUAUUUUUCUUUAUGUCCCUCCUCCCUUGACAGGUUCUUCUGUUCCCCAUUGGUUGUUUUUUUGCAUUUCUAUUUCCAUCUCUCUCUUUUUUUACAGGCAACCAAUGCUGCUGUAUUUUAUGAUUGUUAAGGAUUUUUUUUUCUCUUUUUUUUGAUUUUGUUUAUUUUUACCUGGUUUUCUGUAGCGAAUGGGGGACAAAGAAGUAUUAAAUUUGAACUGCUUAACAAAAAAAAACCAAAACAUACAAUUGUUCUUCAUCUACUCCUGUUUUACCCCCCACUCUCCUUCUCCCAACUGCCUCCUCCUUUCCCUCUCUCAACUGGAUGGCUUGCCAGCAAUGCUGCAUGACCAAUGAAACGGAAGAGUGAGAUCUUCUCUGUCCAACCAACAAGCAGUCUGUUGACAAUCCUGAGCUCGUACAGAGGGAAGCCCAUUAUGUGAAUACUCAUUACCGUAUGUAGCUGGCGAUGCAUAGCAGAAAUAAUGGGGAAUCAGCUAUGUUUCAAUGAAAUGCAUUUCAAGUGUGCUGUUCCCUGAACAAAUUUGAUUUUUUGCUGUUUUCAUUUUGAAGGUGCAAGGGUUCUAUAAAAAUAAUUCAGAUAUGACGUAUGUGGUUGUUUUUAUGCUCACUUACUUGGGUGGGUGAUGUGUGUAUUUGGGUGAGUCAAACUGUGUGCCUGCUUCACAAUAUGUCAACAUUGAACUUGAUUGUGAAAUGAAUGGUUUUAUUUUUUGUCUGUUUGGAAUAUUGGAAUGUUAAGCCAUCCAAUUAAAAACAGGCACUGCUUUUUAUUUGAAGUAUCA
Messenger RNA from Engraulis encrasicolus (European anchovy), 2783 nucleotides. Its product is annotated as eukaryotic peptide chain release factor subunit 1. The transcript is spliced from 11 exons. Gene Ontology annotation, cellular component: cytosol; translation release factor complex. Gene Ontology annotation, biological process: cytoplasmic translational termination. The record is from RefSeq and is a predicted model, not a curated record. Gene Ontology annotation, molecular function: sequence-specific mRNA binding; translation release factor activity, codon specific. Lineage: Eukaryota; Metazoa; Chordata; Actinopteri; Clupeiformes; Engraulidae. The coding region runs from base 151 to 1485 and encodes 444 amino acids.